This is a messenger RNA of Manihot esculenta (cassava), 1208 nucleotides long. Its product is annotated as myb-related protein 308. The transcript is spliced from 3 exons. NCBI's taxonomy places the organism in Eukaryota, Viridiplantae, Streptophyta, Magnoliopsida, Malpighiales, Euphorbiaceae. The coding region runs from base 161 to 1132 and encodes 323 amino acids. The record is from RefSeq and is a predicted model, not a curated record.
GGGUCCCGAGUCAAUUGCAAAUUCAUCUCCCUCUCUCUCUCUCCACCUUCCAUUUAUAUUCCUUCGUCUUCCAUUUCUACACUUUGUGCACAAGCUCAUACCCACAUAUUUUCUAUCACUUUCUCAGUCUCUCUCUCUUGUUAGGGCACAGAAAUUAGCCAUGGGUAGAUCUCCUUGUUGUGAAAAAGAGCACACAAACAAAGGUGCAUGGACGAAAGAGGAAGAUGAGCGUCUUAUCAACUACAUCAAACUUCAUGGUGAAGGUUGUUGGAGGUCUCUCCCCAAGGCCGCUGGUUUACUUAGAUGUGGCAAGAGUUGUAGGCUUAGGUGGAUAAACUACUUGAGGCCUGAUCUGAAGAGAGGAAACUUCACAGAAGAAGAAGAUGAACUCAUCAUCAAACUUCACAGCUUACUCGGAAACAAAUGGUCUCUCAUCGCUGCUCGCUUACCUGGAAGAACAGACAAUGAAAUCAAGAACUAUUGGAAUACCCAUAUCAAAAGAAAGCUCUACAGCCGUGGAAUUGACCCUCAAACUCACCGUCCUGUCAGCUCUGGUGCCGCUGCUGCCACCGACACCUUCAACGCCACCACAGCCACGGCGGCACUUGGCAAGUGCAGAAGCAGUAGCAGUACCAACCACAACAAAAAUAAUAAGAGCAGCAUCAAUGUUUCUAAAAUAGAAAUACACAAUCCGUUAUCACAAUCUAUAGAAGCGCGAGAGUGUAUCAAUACUAAUAACAUGAAGAUUUGCAGUAGUUCCAAUAAAAAGGUCGGCACAGAUUCAUCCGCUGAAGAUUCCAACUGCAGCAGUGGAGUGACCACAGAAGAAAUUUGCCCAGAAAUCAACCUUGAUCUAUCUAUAGGCCUUCCACGUCAACAGCCUCAAGUUUCCUCUAUCAAUUUUAUUAAGCAGAAGCAAGCAGACAACUAUCAGCAACAGCAGUACCACCACCAGCAGCAGCAACCGCAACGGCAAAACUUGACUCAUGUGUUCUCUGAGGCGUCUGCUAAAUCUGUAUGCUUGUGUUGCAGUGUAGGGUUGCAGAGUAAUCAAACGUGUAGUUGCAGAGUGAUGGAGACAUCUUUAACAGCAGGUCAUUUCAGUAGAUAUUACCGGUCCUUGAAUUUUUAAAGCAUUGGAAGUUGGAAGUUAACAAACAAUCCCAACUCUCACAUAUAUGGUUGCAAAUUUCCAAAAAGUUUUAGCA